GUGAUUUAAAGUUGGAUAAAGGAUGUGUUGGACAGUAUAUAUCAUCUACAGCUCGUAAAGCAAACUAUCCACCAAUAAUACAAUGGCAGACGUCGUACAAUGGUUGGCAGUUGUUAAUGUGUGAAAUAAAACAACUUUUAUACCAGGUUUCACACGGUGCAGGUGAUUUUAAUACCAUUCUCUCAACUCAGUCACAAGGUGCAGGUGAUUUUAAUACCAUUCUCUCAACUCAGUCACAAGGUGCAGGUGAUUUUAAUACCAUUCUCUCAACUCAGUCACAAGGUGCAGGUGAUUUUAAUACCAUUCUCUCAACUCAGUCACAAGGUGCAGGUGAUUUUAAUACCAUUCUCUCAACUCAGUCACAAGGUGCAGGUGAUUUUAAUACCAUUCUCUCAACUCAGUCACAAGGUACAGGUGAUUUUAAUACCAUUCUCUCAACUCAGUCACAAGGUGCAGGUGAUUUUAAUACCAUUCUCUCAACUCAGUCACAAGGUGCAGGUGAUUUUAAUACCAUUCUCUCAACUCAGUCACAAGGUGCAGGUGAUUUUAAUACCAUUCUCUCAACUCAGUCACAAGGUACAGGUGAUUUUAAUACCAUUCUCUCAACUCAGUCACAAGGUGCAGGUGAUUUUAAUACCAUUCUCUCAACUCAGUCACAAGGUGCAGGAAAUGUGUCAGCCAUGCAAAUUAAUCGUGUUACCAUGGUGAUGACCUUAGUUAAAGAGAUCAUGAACUCUGACCCUGAUUCUGUUGAAGAAUUUUCAGAUAUUAUUGGUUUGAGUUUUGAUGUUUUACACAGAUUCAGUACGUUAUCUCCCCCUCCGUUAGAGUUAAUCAGUAAUACUAUGGAAUGUUUAUAUUAUAGAUUCAGUAUGUUAUCCCCCCUUCCGUUAGAGUUACUCAGUAAUACUAUGGAAUGUUUAUAUUAUAGAUUCAGUACGUUAUCUCCCCCUCCGUUAGAGUUACUCAGUAAUACUAUGGAAUGUUUAUAUUUUAGAUUCAGUACGUUAUCUCCCCCUCCGUUAGAGUUACUCAGUAAUACUAUGGAAUGUUUAUAUUUUAGAUUCAGUACGUUAUCUCCCCCUCUGUUAGAGUUACUCAGUAAUACUAUGGAAUGUUUAUAUUAUAGAUUCAGUAUGUUAUCCCCGCCUCCGUUAGAGUUAAACAGUAAUACUAUGGAAUGUUUAUAUUAUAGAUUCAGUACGUUAUCUCCCCCUCCGUUAGAGUUACUCAGUAAUACUAUGGAAUGUUUAUAUUAUAGAUUCAAUUCAAUUCAGUAUGUUAUCCCCCCUCCGUUAGAGUUACUCAGUAAUACUAUGGAAUGUUUAUAUUAUAGAUUCAGUAUGUUAUCCCCGCCUCCGUUAGAGUUACUCAGUAAUACUAUGGAAUGUUUAUAUUAUAGAUUCAGUACGUUAUCCCCGCCUCCGUUAGAGUUACUCAGUAAUACUAUGGAAUGUUUAUAUUUUAGAUUCAGUACGUUAUCCCCGCCUCCGUUAGAGUUACUCAGUAAUACUAUGGAAUGUUUAAAAUGUUCAGCUAUUAAACAUCCUAAACCUAUUUGGCACUCGAUGAAACAAACAGGAUUCUUACCCUACAUGACAGAGAAUUUAGAUAACGUUGGUGAAAUAUUGAGUGGGCGUGGUCUACAUGCUGGAUUAUAUGGUACAAUAUUAGCUAGAAGUGAAUGUUUUAUAUUUUCAGUGGGCGUGGUCUACAUGCUGGAUUAUAUGUGGGCAUGGUCUACAUGCUGGAUUAUAUGUGGGCGUGGUCUACAUGCUGGAUUAUAUGGUACAAUAUUAGCUAGAAGUGAAUGUAUAGAAGCUAGAUAUCCUCUAACACAGGCUGUUCUUGUUUUUAUUACUAAUCUUAUUGAGCCAUUAACACAGUCUAAUCAAGAAGAAGAACUGGUGCCAACUAUAUUAUAUGUUCUGCGAGAAGUUUUUCCUGUCUUUAGAAAAUGGCGUUUUUCACAAACUUCAAGUAGUGAGGCUUUAGGACAAAAAUGUUUAGAUCUUUUCCAUAAAAUCUUGAAUUUUCUUCAUCUACAGAAGAAAGCUGAGAAAAAAGGUAUACAGCUACAAGAAGUAUGUGUAUAUAGUAUGUUAUUUACCGAGGCUGGACGAGCGUUGUUAGAAAUUAUAGCUAUAGGAGUUGAUAAUAUAGAGAUGUCACUGUCACAACAGGGAAGUGCUACAGAAGGAGAUGGUAUUGAAGAGAUAGAACUGAUUCAGAUCGCGUUUUCUGUGUUAAACAGGCUUCUACUGUUAAAACCACCAGACUUGCCGAUAUCUCCUGUUGAACAGGCUCUAUCAUCACAACCACCUGGACGUCAACAUCAACAUGUUGUAGCCACAAUCGUCCAGUAUAUUUAUCAUAGACAUAACCCUAAACUACCAACUCUCGCCUUGGUUCUACUUAAACGAUUGGCCAUGGUAUCACCAAUGUCUAUAUUAGCUUGUUUAGGACCAGAAGCUGAACCUGUUAGAGAUAUGUUUUUAACAAGACUCUCAGCUCUAUCCGAGGAUUUAAGAUUAAAAGUGGUAAUUUUAGAGUUUUUAUCAGUUUGUAUCGAAUACCAACCGGGAUUAAUAGAAAUAUUUUUAAAUGUGCAAACUCCUGAUUCUACUGACAGUAAAAAGGAUGUUACUCUAGGUAAAUCUAGUUGUCUACAAACAGUUUUAAAUCUAAUGGACAAUAAAAAACAAGGUAGCUAUCAAUGUCCACCAGAUUUACUGUGUGCCUGUACAGAUUUCAUCCAAUCAUUAUGGAACGGUUUACGAGAGAGAGCCAUGGAAGUUUUAAGAUCCAAAGAGUCAUUUUGGUUGAGUAUUUUUUGUCCACUGGAACAAAGAUUUGAAAUUUCAGAAGAAACUGGUCAGUAUGAUAUAUAUAAAAUGAAAACUGUAGCCUAUUGUUUAAAAAUUUUAGCUCAAGAAGUUUAUGUUAUGUCAAGUUCCAAGUUAGACAAAAAGUUUAAAAGUUGUUGUCAAAAUUUAGCCAAAGAAAAUAAAUUGUUAAAAAUAUCACAGUUUGUAAGGGAGAGUUUGAUAAUUGAAGGAAAGAAGAAAACAGUCGUGUUGGAUGAAUUAAAUGAAAAUCCUGCCUUGAUUCUGCUGUUAUCCUGGAAAAACUUUCUGAUAACUGUUUCUAAAUUUAAGGUAGAUGAAUUAUCAAUCAAUGAUAAAUUAAAAGAAGAAUUAUUAGCUGAUUUGUUAUUGGCUAUAGAAUCACAGUUUCAAGAUGAAUUAACAGUAUUAAAUAUGAAAUUAGCGUCUGUUUCUAGUGCUUUAUAUUUUACUCUUAUUAAAUAUAACAUCAGUUGUAUCAGUAAAAGUAAAGUUGGCGCUGUGAGUUUAAAACUUCAGGAGUUAGUAUUAAUGACUGUUGCUAAUAGCCAAAUGUUGAUACCUUCUGUACAGAUCGGGUUAUUGUCUUCUCUCACUGCCUUACUACAAGCACCAGAUAAUAAUAUAAAAUAUGUUUUAUUUGUGACUGCAGCAAUACCAGCAGAUAACCUAUCAGCAUUACUGCCAACAGUAUGUGCGGUCCUGUUACAGAGCAGCAGACAACUUCCUGCUUUAAAAGAAUUACUUGAGAAACAGACGACAACUGGAGAGGAAGCCACGUCUGGUUCUGGAGAGAAAACUGAUUCAGAGAAUGGCUUGGAUGUCAAAUUAAAAUUACAGAUAGUUUGUUGUUGUUUAUUGGAAGAAUUAAUCCAUUCAAUCAACGACUCUACGAUCUGGUUGACAGUUUUACAGCAGAACUCCAUUUUACCAACUUUAUUAACUUCUGUGGAAACUUAUAUCAAGGCCCAGAAAGGUCUGUCUUAUGUUCAUUCAGCAUUCCUCCUGUUACUGACCAUAGCAGAAACAGAAAAGGGAGCCAGCGUGUUGGCGUUAAAUAACCUAGCUGUCCAUACUUGUUUAGUUAUAACUAAAUGUUAUUCCCAGGAUGGUAGAAAUGGUCAACAUUUUCAAAAAAAGUAUUCUAGUUUGAAGAAUAACAAUGGUAUCCACUGGUCAGGAGUAUAUUGUUUAUGUAUUCAGUUAUAUUCCACCUUAUUAUCAUCUUUACGCUACUCAUUCCUGGAAGAUUGCUUUAAUUUUCUUGGUGCUCAUCAAGAGAGGCUUCAACAGUCAUUAGAAACAGGAUGUAUAACUCUUUAUGAUCAAAGUUUACAAGAAGCUGAAGUGACCUGUAGUUUUAUUUAUCAACUCUCGUUUUUUAUUCGAGAAUGGAGGUUUAAUCUUCCUGAGGUUUUGAUGAAACUUCUGACGUCUAUGGUAUAUAUGACCCAAACCUUUAUAUCCUUAUUAAUUCGACCUCGUUAUUUAUCUCAUUUAUUAGAGUCAUUAGAAACAGGAUGUAUAACUCUUUAUGAUCAAAGUUUACAAGAAGCUGAAGUGACCUGUAGUUUUAUUUAUCAACUCUCGUUUUUUAUUCGAGAAUGGAGGUUUAAUCUUCCUGAGGUUUUGAUGAAACUUCUGACGUCUAUGGUAUAUAUGACCCAAACCUUUAUAUCCUUAUUAAUUCGACCUCGUUAUUUAUCUCAUUUAUUAGAGGCUCAGCGAGGAAUUGAAGGUAGUGAAAAAUCAAAACAUAAUUUACAUUCGUCUCCGUUACUACAACAACAAACAUCAACUGAAGAUAUCGACCAUCCUAGUAAACAACUUCUUAAUAUUCAACAGAGUCUUUUGCAUUUAUGGUGUGGAGAACAAAAUAAUAGGGUUAUCUCCCUUACAAUAGCAGCUUUUUGUAAUUACGUUGAGAAUCAUAUGAUAGAGUUAUCUCCCUUACAAUAUCAGUAUACUAAAACUAUGGAUAUAAGUGAAUACGAACCAAUCCUGGGACUGGGAUUUUCCACCCCGUCAAUCGAUCAAGAAGCUCCACCUACAUUUGGAAUGUUGAUAUCGUGCAUCACCUCCUGUUUUAGGUUGUUAUCGAAGAUUGAUCCAAAAGGAGGAAGUUCACCUCACAAAUCACCCGAUACAGAGGCAGUUCAACUCAUUUCUAAAAACCAUGUAGUCUAUGUAAUGGAUAACAGUCUGUAUCUGAUCAUGUCGCAGGCCUGCCGUUAUCUUAAAGAUCCUAACUUAUCUACCAGAGAAAAACAAUUUUUAAAACGUGAACUGGGAGCUGAAUUGAAUUCCUUCCUGUCGAGUAUGUUACGGUAUAUGAGAAGAGGGGCAGGACCAGUGUCACCUGUCUCCACUACCCACUCUAGUCCUCAGUCAGCUCAUACCCUGAACCGUUCCAUCUCACAAACAACCUUCUCAAACAGUCCAGAACAGAAAUAUCUACAACUGGUACAAGAAUUUGUCAAGAAGUUUUUACGAUGA
This is a messenger RNA of Lottia gigantea (owl limpet), 5342 nucleotides long. RefSeq lists its product as hypothetical. The annotation marks the transcript as partial. Gene Ontology annotation, biological process: RNA export from nucleus; protein import into nucleus. Gene Ontology annotation, molecular function: structural constituent of nuclear pore. The record is from RefSeq and is a predicted model, not a curated record. The transcript is spliced from 52 exons. Gene Ontology annotation, cellular component: nuclear pore inner ring. NCBI's taxonomy places the organism in Eukaryota, Metazoa, Mollusca, Gastropoda, Lottiidae.